ACUCACACACCACGCGCAUAAACUCAAAACACAUUCUCGUCAUAAAACACAGUCCUACGUGGCAUUUUCCAUCUCCUUCAAUUCUCUCUCUCAACAAUGGCAACAGGGUUGCUGAAGAGGGCGGCGAGUAGGGUUCCAUCGUCGCCGGCGUGGAAUCUGGCCCUUCUCCGGGCCCACGCAUCGGAAGCCCAAGCCCAGAAGGUGGAGACCAAGGCCAGCGACACAACCGCCACGAAGACGUUCCAAAUCUACCGUUGGAACCCGGACAAGCCGUCGAAGCCCGAGCUGAAAGAAUACCAGAUCAACCUGAAGGAGUGCGGGCCCAUGGUCCUCGACGCCCUAAUCAAAAUCAAGAACGAGAUCGACCCGGGCCUGACUUUCCGGCGCUCGUGCCGCGAGGGGAUCUGCGGUUCGUGCGCGAUGAACAUCGACGGUUGUAACGGCCUGGCGUGCCUGACGAAGAUCCAAUCGGAGGGGUCGCCGACGACGAUAACGCCGCUGCCGCACAUGUUCGUGAUAAAGGACCUUGUUGUUGACAUGACGAACUUCUACAACCAGUACAAGAGCAUCGAGCCAUGGCUGAAGCGGAAGAACCCUCCAACGGUUCCAGGGAAGGAGAUCCUUCAGAGCAAGAAGGAUCGUGCCAAGCUUGAUGGGAUGUACGAGUGCAUUCUCUGCGCCUGCUGUAGCACAUCCUGCCCCAGUUAUUGGUGGAACCCUGAGUCUUAUCUUGGACCCGCCGCUUUGCUCCACGCUAAUAGGUGGAUAAGCGACAGUCGUGAUGAGUACACUAAGGAGAGAUUGGAGGCCAUUAAUGAUGAAUUCAAGCUCUAUCGCUGCCACACCAUAUUGAAUUGUGCUCGUGCCUGCCCAAAGGGGUUGAACCCUGGAAAGCAAAUCUCACAUAUCAAGUCGCUUCAGCCUAAAGCUUGAAGUUCUGUUGUUUGAAGCGUGAUGAUGUUUGCACUGAUAAUUUAUGUUGGGAUUUUUUUUCUUCAAAUAUGGGGAUAAUUUAGCUAUAUUCUUAAUAAAACCUGAGCCCCUUUUGUAAAACAUGGGUUUUAAGUCUAUAUUGCCUUUUGUUUUUUGAAAUAAUGCUAAUAGUUAUAUUGCCUUCUAUUUUUGAAAUAAAUGCUAAUAUUGACUUGUAAAAAUAUUAAUUUGAAUGAUUUACGAGUAGCAUAACUUAUUUACAUUCAUAUG
Gastrolobium bilobum is the source of this 1203-nucleotide messenger RNA. Its product is annotated as succinate dehydrogenase [ubiquinone] iron-sulfur subunit 1, mitochondrial-like. NCBI's taxonomy places the organism in Eukaryota, Viridiplantae, Streptophyta, Magnoliopsida, Fabales, Fabaceae. Gene Ontology annotation, cellular component: mitochondrion. Gene Ontology annotation, molecular function: electron transfer activity; 2 iron, 2 sulfur cluster binding. The transcript has 2 exons. Bases 97 to 933 code for a protein of 278 amino acids. Gene Ontology annotation, biological process: tricarboxylic acid cycle; aerobic respiration; respiratory electron transport chain. The record is from RefSeq and is a predicted model, not a curated record.